UACUCGUCUCUCUCACUGUCUAGUAUAUUUCGUAUCUUGGGAGAGUUAUUAUUGUUUGUGUGAAAAAGAUAAUUGAAGAAGCUGUGUUGUUGCUGGAGAUAAUAAAUGAGAAAUAAAAGACAAAGGCCCACUACGUAAAUGCGACCUGGAAAUAAGACGAGAUGUUAGAACAGUGGUGAGAAACUAACAGGGAGAAUGCAACGCAAUUCUCCCGUUUACAUGCGUAGUACCCCCUUUAUAGACAUCCAACUGUACAGAGACACUUAGCAUGUAGUAGAUAGUGCCAAGAGGGAGCCAAGAUGUGAGGAACGAGCAGAGGCGGAGGAGCUGGGAGGUGAAGAAACGAGAUUGUGUGUCGUCGUCAAUCUGAAGGAACUUGUACCUGUUUUGGGAAAUCAGCUGAUUGGAACGUGUGCACCAAACAACGAAUGAGCUGUGUGGUUUUAUGAAUGGAUGACUUGAAAAAUUAGCUCCUGUCUGUGGUUGUACUAAUAUUGCAGCAUCAUGUCACAGAACUUCCAGACAAAUUACCAGCCCUUGGGAGGGGCAAGUGAUAGAGAUGUAAUACCCACAGAGGUAGAUGUGGAAAGAGAUGACGAUCUCUCACCAGAUACUCAUACAAGUAUGGUAUUUCAUGUUGUUCCCAAGUCCAGCAAGUCGAGAUGGAACCACUUGGAAGAUUUGGAUUCUUUCUUCACGCGGGUGUACCAAUAUCAUCAAAACCACGGACUAUUGUGUAUGAUGCUACAACAAAUAUUUGAACUAGCCCAGUUUAUAUUCAUAAUUGUAUUCACGUCGUUUCUAUUUACCUGUGUGGACUAUGAUAUCCUAUUCAGAAACAAAUUUCCUCCGGACUUUAAUGUAACUUUGACGGAUAAAAUCACGCUGCCUGAUGCCAUACGUACUCACGAUCAGUGCAUGGAACACUACACCUGGAAGAUGGUUAUCGUCAUUCUACUGGCAUCAGUCUUCUGGGUUCUCCGUCUGUUCCACGCCGGCUUCACCUUCUUCCAGUUCUGGGAAAUCAAGCUUUUCUUCAAUAAGGCCCUGGGCAUCCACGACCAGGAACUUGGCAAUAUCACUUGGGAGGAGGUGGAACAGCGUGUCAUGGAUGUGCAGGUUGAGCAGCGCAUGUGUAUCCAUAAGGAGGUGUUGACAGAGUUGGACAUAUACCACAGAAUACUUCGCUUCACUAACUACUUCAUCGCCAUGGUCAACAAAGAAAUUAUACCCCUUAAAUUUGAGGUUCCCUUUAAUGGGGAAAUGGUCUUCCUCACCAAGGGCUUGCGCUUCAAUAUUGAAAUGUUACUAUUUUGGGGGCCAUGGGCACCAUUCAAAAAUAAUUGGCACCUGAGUGAUGAAUAUAAGCGACUUGAAAAACGACACGAAUUGGCGGAGCAACUCAAUAAAAGAUUUUUGUAUACUGGUAUUGCAAAUCUUGUUCUUUUUCCUUUUGUGCUAAUAUUUCAGAUCCUCUAUUCCUUUUUCUAUUAUGCUGAAAUGAUAAAACGUGAACCUGGUAGCCUAGGUAGUCGUCGAUGGUCUCACUAUGGAGAAGUGUACCUUAGGCACUUCAACGAGCUAGAUCAUGAAAUGACGGCGCGUCUCAACAGGGGAUACAAGGCUGCAACUCAGUACAUGAACAUCUUCUCCUCUCCAGUCCUGGCUAUAGUUGCUAAGCACAUGGCAUUUGCAUGUGGAGCAGUGUUUGCUGUUUUAGCUGCCCUAAGUGUGUAUGAUGAAGAUGUCUUACAAGUUGAACACGUGCUGACAUUUAUGACAGUUAUGGGUGCAGUUCUAGCUGGUUGUCGUGUUUUUAUCCCAGAUGAAAACCUGGUGUUCUGUCCUGAGCUGUUGUUGAGGAGGGUUCUGGCAGAGGUGCACUAUCUCCCUGACCACUGGAGGGAAAAGGCCCACACAUCCAGGGUUCGCCAGGAAUUUUCACAACUGUUCCAGUAUAGAGCUGUGCACAUGUUGGAAGAAUUGGUGUCACCUAUUGUUACUCCACUCAUUCUAAUCUUCAGGCUAAGAUUCAAGGCUUUAGACAUUGUAGAUUUCUAUCGCAACUUUACUGUAGAGGUUGUUGGGGUUGGUGAUGUUUGUUCCUUUGCUCAGAUGGAUGUUCGCAGACAUGGAAGCCCAACUUGGCAGCCAGAUAUCCUUUCUGAGGACCUCAACCAACCUGAUAGCUCAAGUAAACCUGGUAUGACAACAGAUGGUGGCAAAACAGAACUUUCUCUCAUACAUUUCACAAUGACCAAUCCCAAAUGGACACCUCCACAAGAAUCUUCGGCAUUUAUUACUGCUUUAAGAACACAAGCUCAGAGGGACAUGAAUGCCCUGCCAACAGUGCAGGAAGAAAAUGCUCUCUUCUCAUCAUUGAACUCCUUGUCGUGUGAUGGAGGUCUUGGAAUGGCAGCUACUAGCUUGUUCCGGCCUCCCUGGAUGGCGACCGGUCCUCAGGUAGGUGCGCAGCUUCAACAGUCUUUCUGGUCACCCAGAGGCCUACGGGGCGGGAUGUCCCACGUUGAAGGUUCCCGCCAUGGUCCCAGUGGUGGAAUAUUAUCGUCCAUCCAACAAAUGGGACAGUCAAGUGUAGAGGGUCCUAUAGGGACAAGUAGUAUCACUUCUGGACCUAUUAUUGAUCCAGUUCUCGCCCCAAGUACUAUUGGGCCAUCAUCCAUGAUGGGUCGAAGUUUAGGCCCACCAAUGCCUCAAGAUCUCACUGCUGUAGACAUGAGUCUUAGCACAUUGUACCUGCAUGAGCUACAUCAGCGACACCGCCAUCGAGCCAUGUACACUGACACCCCACAAAAUCCGCCUUCUGGACCCCAGGGUCCUCCAGGUGGAGCAUUCCACACUGUUCCUUUCCACAGUGGGCCCCCACCAGAUAGUGGUGCUGCCCUCUCAGUGUCAUUCCAGCAGGCACAAGAAAAGACCCCAUUGUUGGCUGAACCUUAAAUUAGUUAAGAAGUUCAAUAUGUUAUGAUUUUGACUUUAUGCUUAGCCAGCAUAGUUGUAGCCUCAACAUGGCCUUGACUAAAGAUGGCUCUGCAAUAACUCAUGCCAAACUAUUGGGCCCAAUGUUCGCCGAAUUUGACAAAUGUCUGCAUUAAGUUACUUCCGUUUUAGUAGACAAACAAGCUAACAUACUAGUCCAUGAGGUUUGGUUUCUUACAGUUUAAAUUCAUAGAGGUAGUUUGAAUUUUAAACUUUGUGACAGCUGUGUGUAAAUGAUAGAAUAAUAUAGAAUAAUAUGCUUACAGAAUUUUAUUGUGUAUAAAAUGUACCAUAAAAUAAGAAUUUUGUAUUUUCUUAAAGUUAUAUUGGGUCAUAAUUUUUAUGCAUUGAUAUUGCAAUUAGAUGUGUGUGAAUGAAUUGUGAAUUCAUUGUCUGUUUUCCAAUAAUGCUUUGUGAAAUGGCAGUUUUCUUUGUAAAUAAUUUGAAUAAAUAAUGCUGUGAUUCCA
This is a messenger RNA of Homarus americanus (American lobster), 3467 nucleotides long. RefSeq names its product autophagy-related protein 9A-like (gene Atg9). Bases 505 to 2961 code for a protein of 818 amino acids. The record is from RefSeq and is a predicted model, not a curated record. Gene Ontology annotation, cellular component: phagophore assembly site; autophagosome. The transcript has 2 exons. Gene Ontology annotation, biological process: autophagy of mitochondrion; protein localization to phagophore assembly site. NCBI's taxonomy places the organism in Eukaryota, Metazoa, Arthropoda, Malacostraca, Decapoda, Nephropidae.